Molecule: messenger RNA, 2069 nt
Organism: Marmota flaviventris (yellow-bellied marmot)
Lineage: Eukaryota; Metazoa; Chordata; Mammalia; Rodentia; Sciuridae
Source: RefSeq, a predicted model, not a curated record
AUUUUCCACCUUUGUAGGAGAAUAUUCUUUUCCCUGAUGCCAGCCAGGUCCCUGUAGUAAUUGGGGCGAGCCUCAUUCCAGGGGGAACAUUCUGGAUGGGUGAACUUUGUCUUGCUGCUCUUAUGCCCUUCUCUCUGCACCCUUUGCCUCUCCUUGGUGGAGAAUGUGGAAACAAAGUGGGGCCAGAGCACACAGCUGUCAGAACUGCACCCUCUUACACUCAGGCCUCUUGGGAGGAAGGGGUUUGGGAACGGGGAAUGUGUCCCUGAAACAUUCCAUUUUCUUGGCAAAGGCAGGGGGUGACCUUCCAGGUCAGGGUGUUGACAGAGCAAAAAGUUCAGAAACAUCCUAGUGGAGUGACCCUUGACCUUUUACUUCCUUGAAAAACUUAUUUCUGAAUAUCCUCUUACAGGGCAGCACCUUAAUUAGAGUGAGUGAGAUCAGAGAGAACUUCUCUCUUUUCUCCUCUAUUUCUCUCCACAGACCUGUUAUAAUUGUGAAUCAAGUCACUGUUCCCCCGGUCCUGCAGUGGGUGUGAAGGCUUCCUGAGUCUUGAGGCCUCUCUCUGCUUGGAAUGGGGCAUGGCUUUCAGAACACCAAGGUGACCACUGAAAGCAAAGUGAGCCCGCUCAGCCUUUAUCACUGGCGGGAAUGCAUAUCUGUCCACGUGGGUCAAGCUGGAGUUCAGAUUGGCAAUGCUUGUUGGGAGCUCUUUUGCCUGGAGCAUGGCAUCCAGGCAGAUGGCACCUUUGGUGCUCAGGCCAGCAAGAUCAACGACGAUGACUCCUUCACCACAUUUUUCAGUGAGACUGGCAAUGGGAAACACGUGCCCCGGGCUGUCAUGGUGGACCUGGAACCUACUGUAGUAGAUGAGGUUCGGGCAGGAACCUACCGCCAGCUCUUCCACCCAGAGCAGCUGAUCACAGGAAAGGAGGAUGCAGCUAAUAACUAUGCCCGGGGUCACUACACAGUGGGCAAGGAGAGCAUCGAUUUAGUAUUGGACCGCAUACGGAAGCUGACAGAUGCUUGCUCUGGCUUGCAGGGCUUCCUGAUCUUCCACAGUUUUGGUGGAGGCACUGGCUCUGGCUUCACUUCUCUGCUGAUGGAACGCCUCUCCCUUGAUUAUGGCAAGAAGUCCAAGCUAGAGUUUGCUAUCUACCCAGCACCCCAGGUCUCCACUGCAGUUGUUGAGCCCUACAACUCCAUCCUGACAACCCACACCACACUGGAACACUCAGAUUGUGCUUUCAUGGUAGAUAAUGAAGCCAUCUAUGACAUCUGCCGCAGGAACCUAGACAUUGAGCGCCCCACCUAUACCAACCUCAACCGCCUCAUCAGCCAGAUUGUGUCCUCAAUCACAGCCUCUCUCCGCUUUGAUGGGGCCCUCAAUGUGGACCUCACUGAGUUCCAGACCAACCUGGUGCCCUAUCCCCGCAUUCACUUCCCCCUAGUCACCUAUGCUCCCAUCAUCUCUGCUGAGAAAGCCUACCAUGAACAGCUCUCUGUUGCUGAGAUAACCAGCUCCUGCUUUGAGCCCAACAGCCAGAUGGUGAAGUGUGACCCAAGGCAUGGAAAGUACAUGGCCUGCUGCAUGCUGUACCGGGGAGAUGUGGUGCCCAAGGAUGUGAAUGUUGCUAUUGCCGCCAUCAAGACCAAGAGGACUAUCCAGUUUGUCGACUGGUGUCCCACAGGCUUCAAGCCCUCUCUUUUUCUUUUCCAGACUUUAAAUCCUCCAGCCCUUGCUUUGGAAUUUGCUUGUACCAAUACCAUUUACUUUUCUCUCUAGUGCCCACUUCUUUCUACCUGCUCACUCUCCCAACUUCUGGGUUCCUUCUUCUCACAUUCCACCCUGCAGUCUGCUCUCCACACACAGGACCCUGACUCACUAACAUACCUUGUUACAAGACAUGCCCUAUGAGUUAUCUUUUGGCUGACUUGCAUAUUCUGCUGUUGCUCUUCCUCAUUUGUUCCCCAGGUGGGCAUCAAUUACCAGCCACCCACCGUGGUGCCAGGAGGGGAUCUGGCCAAAGUCCAGCGGGCUGUCUGCAUGCUGAGCAACACCACAGCAA